Molecule: messenger RNA, 1320 nt
Organism: Panicum virgatum (switchgrass)
Lineage: Eukaryota; Viridiplantae; Streptophyta; Magnoliopsida; Poales; Poaceae
Exons: 4
Coding region: 1-1320 (439 amino acids)
Source: RefSeq, a predicted model, not a curated record
AUGGCGAGCGCAGGGACGCCCGCGCAGGCGACCUCGAGGCCUCAGGCUGCUCUGAGGACGACACCCUCGGAUCAGUCGUCGAGGGGCGUCAGCGUACCGCGGGCCCGGAGGAGUGGCACGGGCAAACGCAGCAUGAGUGCCCGGUCCGGCUCCAGAGUCGUUGCCAAGGACGCAGCCCCACUCGCACCGGCUAAAGCCCUCAAGACCGGGGCGCGCGCCACUCCACACUUGGCGCCGCAGCCCCCGCCCGUCGUGGAUAUCGUGGAGGAGGCCGUGAAGCUGCAGGAGGCCAUGGCACGAGGGGCCCAAGCACCGGGGAAUGGGGGCGGUGCCAUCCAGAGUGGCGUUGAAGCAGCCGCUCAAGCCGAAGCCGUGGGGGAGGCCGGUCGGGGAGGCGCGGAUGACGCCGCCCGGUCGGACAUCGAAGUCGGGGCCGGUCGGAGCGACGCGGAUAGCGCCGCCCAGCCGGUCGCAGAGGAAGAAGCUGGUGGGGAUGCGCAGGAACGCCCCGCCAGCCGAACAGAGGUGGACACCCUCGUCCCCGAGCCCCCGAGGGCUGGGGUCGAGGGAGUCGCGGAAGAGGAGUCGGCGCCGAGGGCGCCAGUGACAGAGGAAGCCCGCGUCUCAGUGCCCGCAGAGGCCCGGGACGAGGGUGUUGUUGCGGUGGGGACGGCACUGGCUCCGACAGAAAGUGUGGUGCCCGUGGUGCAGUUGCCGGACAGCAGCGAGGAGUUCGGGGAUUCGAGAGACAUCGACCCCGCUGCUGCGGCAAGUGCCGCCAACAAGAUCGCCGAGUUUACGUCGGCCUGCGCGGAGGUGCUCGACAAGGGGACAUCCGAGGGGCCCCAUCACGGGGCAAUCAUCCAGUCCGUGGUCCCCCAGGAGUUUCUCCACAACGUACGGGAGGAGGAGUCCGUCUGGCAGAAGCAGAUUGAGCGGCUGAGGGACAUCUCGCGCAAGAAGAGUGCCGAGAUGACCCGGCUGUAUUCUCAGGUGCACUGGCUUGGUCAGCACAAUGCUGGCUUGGUGCUCCAGAACAUCGACGCCAACACCAAGAUGGCGGAUCAGGGGGCACGUCAGCAGGAACUAGAGGAGGAGCUGGCGCGGGCCGCCGCGCUCGAGCUGAAGGAAGCCGAACUCCAGCACAAGGAGGCCGAGCUCCAGCGCAAGAAGGCAACCGUCGCCACGCUCACCGGAUCCCUCGAGGAGAAGGGCAAAGCCCUCGAGGAAAAGGAGGUGGUCCUCCGGAAUACGGAGGCCGCCCUUAAGGAGAAGGAGGACUCCUUGUCUUCACUAGAGGAGGCCGCCCGAGUCCAGUGA